Herpailurus yagouaroundi (jaguarundi) is the source of this 1596-nucleotide messenger RNA. RefSeq names its product DnaJ heat shock protein family (Hsp40) member B7 (gene DNAJB7). NCBI's taxonomy places the organism in Eukaryota, Metazoa, Chordata, Mammalia, Carnivora, Felidae. The record is from RefSeq and is a predicted model, not a curated record. Gene Ontology annotation, molecular function: Hsp70 protein binding.
UAUGAUUGCUUAGCAUCCAGUGCUUCCCCCAAUAUAGCCCUUAUUAUACCGUAAUCAAGUUGUUUCCAGUACAAUUGUCUCUUGACUGAAAUAAAUUAUGUCAACUAUUUGAAUACUUUUUCAUGUAGUUCUCAAUUUCUUCAUUUUUCAAAGCCAAAUCACAGAACUGGGAAGUUAUUAAGGCUCAGCAGCCUGAAGGUCCUAUCAUGCAAGGGGCAUGCUGUGGCUAUCAACAACAGGUUCCACUAGUUUAUGAGGCACUGUUGGAGACUUCUAGAGAAAUAUAGGAGAAAUAGUCCUGAGGGUUCAGGAUGGUCUGGUAUGACUCUGGACUAGCUUUAUUUGGAAGGUCUAGUCCCUAUCCCAACCCCGAAUGACACCAUAAUGCAAACCUCUCUGACAUAAGCUAGUAACUCUGCUUGCCACAUAAUCAGUAUCCUAAUGUCUCCUAGCAGUGUCCAUGGUGGUAACAUUGUCUUCAAUGUAAAAAGUGCCUAUUUGCAGUCACUGCCUCCACCACGACCACCAGGAGUGCUCCAGCUGAGAGGAAGCUACAGUUCUCACUACUCAGACCCAGAACACCCCUUUCCAAUGACCUGUUAAAACAUGGUGGAUUACUAUGAAGUUCAAGGAGUGCAGAGAUAUGCUUCACCUGAGGACAUUAAAAAGUCUUAUCGUAAAGUGGCACUUAAGUGGCACCCUGAUAAAAAUCCAGAAAAUACAGAAGAAGCUGAGAGAAAAUUCAAAGAAGUAGCUGAGGCAUAUGAAGUAUUAUCAAAUAAUGAAAAACGGGACAUUUAUGACAAAUAUGGCCAGGAAGGAUUAAAUGGUGGAAGCAGAAGUCAUUUUGAUGAUUCUUUUGAGUAUGGCUUCACAUUUCGUAAGCCAGAUGAUGUCUUUAGAGAAAUUUUUGGUGAAAGGGAUCCAUUUUCAUUUCAUUUCUUUGAAGACUCACUUGAGGACCUUUUAAAUAGUCCAAGAAGCUCCCAUGGAAGCAGUGGUACAAGAUCCUUCUUCGCUACCUCCAAUGAAUAUCCAGUUUUUGAGAGAUUUUCUUCAUAUGCUACAGGAUAUAUACCAUAUGGUUCACCGGGCCAUGAGGGCCUUAAUUCAUUCUCCUCGUUGGCAUCUGAUAAUAGUAGGAUGGGCAACUACAGAUCUGUUAAAACUUCGGGUAAGACUGUUAAUGGCAAAAAUACAAAUACACAGAGAAUUAUCGAGAAUGAUCAAGAAAGAGAAGUUGAAGAUGAUGGCGAACUGAAGUCCUUCCUUAUAAAUGGUGUGGCAGAUGAAGAGGGCUUUGCAGAAGAAUGCAGCUGGAGAAGACAGUUAUUCAACAAUUAUUCACCAAAGUACUUCAGACCCAAACAUGUAACUCAACAUACUUUUGUGGACAAUGAUGAGCAAGAUAUACCUUGGGUCACCAGCAACUGGGAUCCCUCUAUUUUCUCAGCAGGAUUCAAAGACGGUGGUAAGAAAAAAAAGAAGCAUAAAGAGGUGCAGAAGAAGUCAACCAAAAGGAAUCGUUAAAUUGACUCUUCAGACACAUUAUGUUCAUAUAACAAUUGAACGUGACUCUUUGUGUGUUUUUGUUAA